CUCGGUCGGCUCAGUGAGUUACGAGUUGCGUCCGGGUUCGCCGUACGAACGAUAACGGGGGCGUCAAUCGAAUCGCGAUUGGGAGAGGAUUCUACCCCGUGCACCCUCUUCCCUCCUUGUCUUUCUCGACUACAGGCAACAGGUUUGAAUUUAUGGGACAAUAAAGAGUGUGGUGCGUAGUGCGCGUGUCUCUCUCUCUCUCUUUCUCUUUUUCUUUUCCUCCCUUUAUGGCUUUCUUUCCCGUUCUAGGCCGCUCUUUCUCUCGCGCAAACAUCCUGUCCUUUCGUGAAAAGAGGAGCGAGCGAGCGAAGACUAUCAAACUCUCAUAAAACUGUCAGCCGCGACCACCGGGCUGACUUAUGUGCGCCCCUUCCUUAGUCGCGGUUGGAGAACCACACGCUUCCAGGUUGGAUCUGUGCCUGUCGCGCGACGAUCACGAUUCUAUCGCGAGCCUUUUAACGAAAGAUCAGACGCACAAGAUCUCCGCAGCCUCGAGAAGAUACGGAAGUGAAUGCUCUACUCGCUCGCUCGUAUCGCCGACCCCGCGAAUAAUAUUACGUUAUGCCCGCAAUUGGCACUUUUGAGACUCACGUAUCAUUCCUCUACCCCCUACGCGAGUAGAGAUACGUAUGAUCGAGGUGAGAUGAAUUCACGAUCGAGGAUGAAGUCGACGGCGGUACGGCGAUAAAUGAAAUGGGUGAAUAGUUUUCGGUCGAUCGGUAAAGAACAAUCGCGCUUUCGUGUGUGCCACCCCUUUUCUUUUUCAUCCGUCUUCACCGCGAGGUUAUACAGUAGGGGGCGCGUGCGCGCGUAGCCCCCCUCGCAGAGCGGACGCAAGACUGCUUCUUGGUGACGUCGCGGCUAGAAGGCUGCAGAGGAGAACGAGAGAGCGAUCGAGAUACUUCUCCCCCACCAGCGGUUUUCAGAACUCCCGAAUAUCUCUCCAUUAGCCCCCCUGACGGUGCUAUCCCCUCUCCUUGACCCCUCUCUCGCCCUCUUUCUCUCUCUUACGCACACCCCUCUCAUCGGUUCCUGUCACGUCGGGUAGCAGCCAGGCAACACCACCACACGACGAGCGCCAGCGGCAGCGGAGACUCGACGGAGACGCAAGGAACGGGGUUGAAGAAUCGUACGCCGACGGAAAGACCAAUCAAGGUUUGACGAACGGCAGGGAUUGGUCGAGGCGCUCCUCUGACACGCAGAGAGCGCGGGCACGUGACAAGCUACCGCACACACCGGUCUUCCGUUGGAUCGUGACGAGGGCCUUCAGUACGAUAGCAGUCACCCUUCGCGCACGCAACAGGAACGGCGAACGCUCGCGCGAUAUACUCUUCACCCUCUGCCGUGGUGAUCCGCGGGUAUACGAGUAUACCGCGAUAUAGAAGUCGUCUAUCGUUAAGUGAACCAUCUGUGACAUCGGAGCGCAAUUAAUUGCCGCGCGAAUAAUUUGAACGCGCGCUUUGUACGAGGUGUUUUGAAUACCCUCGUAAUACAUUCGGCACUUUACAAAGUCGUCAUCAAUGGGACACCUCGAUAAGCCGUUUGUUACGCGCUACUGCACGGUGGGCCCACAAGUUCUCUGUAGGUAAUCGCGACUGCCGAGGUCGUAAAGAAGCAGAAGACAGUUUUAUAGCCCAGGCCCACGUGGCCCUCGUAAACUUGACUCGCAGGUCGGAUUCAGGCUCGACCCGCCUGCCGCCGCUCGUCUACCGCCUCUCUCUAUUAGUCUCGAACCCCUCGUUCAUUAUCGAAUCGUUCCGGGACGUGUUUCUCCACGUGUAGCGAGUCGUGAUAGCUGUGAAUCGUUCGACGAACAAGGUGUCAAAGGAACCGGCCGCGUAUGUCGCGCGAACGUUCUCGUCACGCACAAGAGUCAUCGAUGUGAUGAUAUGGGGUUCUAUACUUAAUGACGGCGUACGCGCGUUGUUUAAUCACGUCUCGAUCGAUCGAACGCGACGUCAUUGGUGUUUUCGCUCGUGAAUGACGGAACAUAGACGUGCAAGAGUAUCGGUACAGUGACAGUUGACGAUAGGUGGAAGGUACAAGGUGGAGAGAAUGAGUUCCUAUCAGUUCGUCAGCUCGCUCGCAUCAUGCUACGCGGGUCAACAGCCACAGCAGCAGCCGAGACCGACGCCGAAUUCGCCUGGAGAACCGAUGCAGGCGGCAUCGCCGGCCGGUGGCGAAUAUUACAAUCCGAAUGCGGCGUCCACCAGCUAUCCCGCGCCCUGUUACUCACCGCAACAGCAUUAUCCUCAGCAUCCCUAUGCCACGCCGGCCUCGGGGAUGCAGCAUACAGCGCCGACCGGGAUGAUAGACUAUACCCAAUUGCAACCGCAACCGCGACUGAACGCGACCACGACGUCGCAGCAACACGGGAUGCACGCUCAGCAGACGCAGCAUCAUCCUCAGCAACCGCAUCAUCCUCAGCAACAGUUGCACGCGGACCCGACGACACCGCUAUUGCAGGGCGCAUCGGCACCGUCAGCCCCGUCAACGUCCAGCUGUAAAUACGCCGAUUCGACGUCCUCCACCAGCGUGGCCUCCCCGCAAGAUCUGACCACGUCCACUUCGAGAAACAGCCCGACGCCCUUGCAAGUCGCGCCUGGGACGAGUAAAGCCGCAUCGGGCCUGACUUCUCCGCCCGGCAGCUCGUCAAGGUCGUCCGUAGCCGCGUCCGCUGCUUCACCGCCGAGUGGUAGCUCGAGGGGUGUCGGCGAGGGAAAUUCGACGCUUACAACGGCAUCUUCCGCUUCGUCGCCCGCUUCCUCCACGUCCAGCACAUCGAGCACGGGUAACAAUUCGUCCAACAAGGGCAACCCCUCUGGCAGUAACCCGCCACAAAUAUAUCCCUGGAUGAAAAGGGUUCACAUUGGUCAGAGCACGGUGAACGCGAACGGCGAGACGAAGCGGCAAAGGACCUCGUACACCAGGUACCAGACCCUGGAGCUGGAGAAAGAGUUCCACUUCAAUCGCUAUCUGACGAGGCGGCGUCGCAUCGAGAUCGCGCAUGCCCUCUGCCUCACGGAACGUCAGAUUAAAAUCUGGUUCCAGAAUCGGCGUAUGAAAUGGAAGAAGGAGCACAAGAUGGCGAGUAUGAACAUCGUGCCGUACCACAUGUCGCCGUACGGGCACCCUUACCAGUUCGCGCCCCACCCCGGCCAGUUCGCUCACUUGGCCACAUAGGACGAGUUCUCGCCCGCCGAGCUCGGAGCACACGCUGUCCGGUUUCCCGGGAUGUACGGCGAGCAGAACUUCUAAGGGCUUUUUCCGCCUUGUCGGACCCCUGCGCCAAGCCUGUCAACGGGGGCCCGAACCCCCCGGCAGACCUUCGAGGGGCCUUCGCUUCCAGUAGGACACGUGGUGCGUUCCGCCGAUUCCGCAAUGCGCCGAUGGUCGGUUGUAGAUGGAUUGUUGCGCAACAACGCGAGAGGAGACGCGAUCCUUCCUCCCUCCGUAUAUGUUAAUAACGUACUUAAAUUAUUUCGCGCUUAAUAAUGUUGAUUCGUGUGCUGAUUCGUCGUCAGCCUACGUGUAUAAGACGGGGGAAACUGAGCCUCGGGAGAGGAGAGAAUGCUUUCCUUCUCAGGCUGACGAAAAGCAAUUCCAUCCUCGCUCACCUUCGGCCUAUGCGGACACGCCAAGUACCGUACGACUAUUCGAAGUUGAAGGGAAGCCAAAAUUUUCUGCAUACGUAGCGCCGUGUUAACCCGAGUUAAUAGACUGGACGCGCUCCGAGGGGCUCUCUCUUCACGCACACGAGAUUAUAAAAAUAUUCAUACUAACGCGGAUGAGAGACCGUCUCAGCGGGUGAGAUAAGACCGAAUCCUCUAGUUUAAGAUGUAGAAAUUAGCGUCUAAGUAAUUAAUUAAUCAAAUAAUGAAUUAAUUAAUUAAUUAUCUUGUCUUAUCUGGCUGCGCACUGUUUCACCUAAGAUUAAUAAUUAUUACUGAUGAAAUAUAUUUAUUUAUUUUCUUUUUUUUUUCACACAUUAUUCUCUCUUGUGUUUGAUCCCUUUCGUCCCUGGAAAAAUGCUUCGCAAAAGACUCGAAAUAGAAAACAUAAUCUACGCUAAAAUCUUCAUGUAAUGGUUUGUAAGAGACGUCUCUGUUGAUAUUCAAAUUAUUUUUCGUCUCGAAAGGAAAGAUAACUUUUAAAAAUCUACAAUGUAUAAAUUAUGCUGGUUUUAUGAAAUAAAUGUAAAAAAAAUGAGAAAUAUAUAUGCUUUAAAACUCGUGGACUAUCUGCAUUUUAAGAUAAUAAUGGGAUUUUUAUGCAGCAUAACUUAUACAUAAUUAAAUUAAUACAAUAUUAUUGCGGCGUUAAAAUAACUGCAGAAUCAACAAGAACAUCCGGUACAUCUGACAUUUCGAUUUCUAAU
Molecule: messenger RNA, 4378 nt
Organism: Camponotus floridanus (Florida carpenter ant)
Lineage: Eukaryota; Metazoa; Arthropoda; Insecta; Hymenoptera; Formicidae
Gene: Scr
Product: homeotic protein Sex combs reduced
Exons: 2
Coding region: 2056-3183 (375 amino acids)
Biological process (GO): regulation of transcription by RNA polymerase II; anterior/posterior pattern specification
Cellular component (GO): nucleus
Molecular function (GO): DNA-binding transcription factor activity, RNA polymerase II-specific; RNA polymerase II cis-regulatory region sequence-specific DNA binding
Source: RefSeq, a predicted model, not a curated record